UACUACGUUUGAGCAUUCCAAAGCGAUUGACAUCUACACCGGUUGUCACAUACAGUGUUUGAACCAUGAUAGAUUCAAGAAUGAUGCUGAAUAAUUUGUAAUUUUUCCCAUAAAAAUGUUGUUAAAUUUGAGACCUGUUAGAGUUCUACUGCGAACAAACUCCACGGAUCGAUUCUACAGGUGUUGUAGUACAGGUCAGAGUGAAGCAUCGCCAAAUUGCGCGGUGCGUGUGAGAUUUGCACCAAGCCCAACUGGUUUUCUUCAUUUGGGUGGACUGCGCACGGCACUCUACAAUUACCUAUUUGCUCGGGCACGUCAAGGCAAGUUCAUCGUCCGAAUUGAAGACACUGACCAAAUGAGAGUGGUAACUGGUGCACAGGAGAGUCUUUUUCAGAAUUUGGAAUGGGCAGGAAUCAAACCCGAUGAAAGUGUCUUGCAUGGAGGUGACUUUGGACCAUACGUGCAAAGCCAACGGCUCGCAUUGUAUAAUCAACAUUUGGAAACACUUGUUGCGAACGGACACGCGUAUUAUUGCUUUUGCACUGAACGACGAUUAGAGCUGCUACGACGGGAUGCAAUGAGAGCCAAUGAAAUUCCGAAGUAUGAUAACAGAUGCAGGCAUUUGCCACCGGAAAAAGUAGCCGAAAAAUUAGCGAGAAAUGAUCCAAAAGUUGUGAGGUUCAAGCUUAAUCAAACGGACGAAACAUUCAACGAUUUAAUUUAUGGCCAGAAAACAUUCAGUAUGCAGUCUGAAGGCGAUUUUGUGAUCAUGAAAUCAGACGGAUUUCCAACAUAUCAUUUUGCGAACGUUGUCGAUGAUCACUUGAUGGAGAUUUCACACGUGCUUCGAGGUGUUGAAUGGCAAAUUUCAACUCCGAAACACUUGGCCAUGUAUCAUGCAUUCAAUUGGAAACCGCCAUCGUACGCACAUUUGCCCAUUAUUUUAAGUACAAAAGGAACGAAAUUAAGCAAACGACAUGAUGAUGCCAAUGUGGACUAUUAUAAAAAACUUGGCAUUUUCCCGCAAGCGCUAAACAAUUACAUCACAAGAAAUGGUGGUGGUUUCAAUUGGGAUUCAUCUGUAGGAAAAUAUCAUUCAAUGGAUGAGCUCAUACAAGCAUUUGACAUAACCAAAGUCAAUAACUAUCCCAGCCGUUUGCAACAUUCUGACCUUCAUGAAUGCAAUAGACUCGAAAUUCAAAGGCAAGUAAACGAUCCGGUUUUGAUCAAUCGAUUAGUUGAGCAAGCGCGACAGCUCAUCAAAAAAUCGUUCCCCGAAAGUGUCGAUGUGUUGGAUUUGGGUGAUGAGCACAUAAAAAAUGCAUUGAAAUUCGCGAGUAACAACCUGGAUAAUUUGCAGCAAUUAGUUGAAGGUGAUCCGUCGUUUUUGUGGAUUUUGCCCGAAUUGCAAGCAGAUUAUACCGAGCCGGAUUGGAUGAACAAAUUAACAUCCGAACUGAGAAGUGCUGAGUUCACAAAACCAGAGCUGGUCAAAAUGUUGCGUGGCUUUGCAAAGAGAGAGGGAAUUAAUUUCGGUCAAAUGAUGCGACUGCUACGCGCAUUGUUGAGUAGUAAAAAAGACGGAUAUCAAGUGGCAGAGAUGAUGGAAAUUCUAGGCAAAAACGGGUCCAUCCAACGACUAUCACGAACACCAUCGGCUGAUAAAAAGUCAAAGGCUGAAACAGCGAACUAAAUUGGUUUUUGUAAAACAUUUAUUCACUCGAACAGGUGCUAAUCGUGAUCAAAUCACAUGUAAAAAUACACAAUAAAAUCUUGUUAACAUUGAAUUAGAAUUUAA
Molecule: messenger RNA, 1798 nt
Organism: Sitodiplosis mosellana (orange wheat blossom midge)
Lineage: Eukaryota; Metazoa; Arthropoda; Insecta; Diptera; Cecidomyiidae
Product: probable glutamate--tRNA ligase, mitochondrial
Exons: 7
Coding region: 116-1693 (525 amino acids)
Biological process (GO): glutamyl-tRNA aminoacylation
Molecular function (GO): glutamate-tRNA ligase activity; ATP binding; zinc ion binding
Source: RefSeq, a predicted model, not a curated record